Chironomus riparius is the source of this 2293-nucleotide messenger RNA. The record is from the annotation of a GenBank genome assembly. NCBI's taxonomy places the organism in Eukaryota, Metazoa, Arthropoda, Insecta, Diptera, Chironomidae.
CUCGUUGACUGUUAAGACGUGUUUUUCUGUCUUGUCUCGAAAAUAAAUUUUGUUUUUGUUAAUGUAAAGAAAGUUCAACAUUUUUUUGUUGUGGAAUUGAAGAGAAAUAAAAAAAAGAAUUCUGAAAUAUUUUCGCGUUCCGUUUGAGUGCGUCAACCGUUAAGCAGUUCUCGGUGACUUAUCCCGAUUCUCUUUUUUUGUUCAAAAUUUACUGCCACAUUUGUGCUUGAAUAUUAAAAUUGAAACUGAACUCAAUUUGUGAAGAAAAAUAUAAAAAGAAGCGUAGGAAAAAUAAAUCAGAAGUAAAGUUCAAGAGAAGAAAAUAAUUUAGAAAAGUUAAAAAAAAUUAAUCUUUUAGACGUCAAUUAAAAUUUUAAUGAAUUUGUGAAAAAAAUAAUAAUUAAAAUUAAAAUUCUGGAUUUAACCGGCUUGACAAUUUCAAAAUCCAAAAUGGUUCGAAGUUUAUCGCAGUGGACAAAAACAUUAAGUUUUCCAAAUCGUCACUCAAAAGAGUGCAACGUAAAUGUCCAUCCAAUACAAGCACCACCAACACCGGCUCGUAAUAAGACUAACAAUUCAUCCCCAUCAUCAUCACCACCAAAUUCACCAUCAAAUGUUCCCAUCACGGAAAUCAGUCAGAUUAUCUAUCCCGAUCCAGAUUCAGAAAAGGUCAUUAUGGGAUCUCUCGUGUUCUGUAUUCAUCACAAGGAAGGCUGCAAGUGGUCUGAUGAACUUAGAAAAUUAAAGGCACAUCUCAAUACAUGCAAAUUCGAUACGCUCCCAUGCCCAAAUCAAUGCAAUGCACAAAUACCCCGUGUCAUGAUGUCCGAUCAUUUAGCAUUCACAUGCACAUUACGUCGCGCUGUCUGCGAAUUUUGCAAUGUUGAAUUUUCCGGUCAAGGUUUAGAGGAACAUCAAGGCUUUUGCAAUCAAGAGCCAAUCUAUUGUGAAAGUAAAUGCGGAACAAGAGUUCUCCGUGGUCGAAUGUCAAUUCAUCGCUCCAAAGACUGUUUAAAGCGAAUGAAACGCUGUCAGCAUUGCCAACGAGAAUUCUCAGCUGAUACAUUGUCACUUCAUUCAUCGACAUGCUCACGAACACCAGUUUCAUGCCCACAGAGAUGUGAGGCAAGUCCAUUACCACGAGGCGAACUUGAUGCACAUCUGAGAGAUGAAUGUAAAGCUUUGUCAGUGCCAUGUACAUUCAAAGACGCUGGAUGUAGAUUUAAGGGACCAAGAAAUAUGCUCGAAACACAUUUAGAGGCAAAUACAGCUGCACAUUUAUCAUUAAUGGUACAAUUAUCAACGAAACAAAAUCAACAGAUUGCAUCCCUUAAAAAUGCAGUAGCAAAAUUAAGCACAAACUACACAGGUACAUUAUUAUGGAAGAUUUCAGACUGGAGUACAAAGAUGAAUGAAGCAAAGAACAAAGAAGGACUUGAACUUGUGAGCCCACCUUUCUACUCAAGUCAAUAUGGAUAUAAAUUACAAGCUUCAGUCUUUCUUAAUGGAAAUGGACCAGGUGAAGGAACACACUUGUCUGUCUACAUUAAAGUACUGCCUGGCGAGUAUGAUGCUCUCCUAAAAUGGCCAUUCUCACACUCUGUUACCUUUACACUCUUUGAACAAUGCCCAAUUGGUAGUGGUGCACAAGGCGGAAUUGCAGAAAGUUUCGUACCCGAUCCAUCUUGGCAAAAUUUCCAACGACCUUCAGCCGAGCCUGAUUCUUUAGGAUUUGGAUUCCCACGAUUCAUUUCACACGAAUUAUUAUCAAGACGACCAUUCGUAAGGGAAGAUACUGUAUUCUUAAGAAUUAAAGCAGAUCCGAGUAAAGUCGUUGCUGUAUAAAAUAAAAUUCUGGCUACUUUUUGUCUUUUUUGUAAAUUGUGCAAUUAGAAUUUUAAGAAAUUUUUUUUAAAUGCAAAAAUUUACUCCCUUCAUUGCUAUAGGACCAAAGUUCUCUUUAUGUAUUUAGGAUUGUAUUUUGUAUGGAAUUUGGAAAAAUUUGGUGAUUGAAACAAUUUUUUUGUAAAAGAAAAUCGUAACUUUUUCAAAUCGCCUAGACCUAGACUAUAAAUUGAAAUUAUUGUACAGAAAUGAAUAAGUUUGAAAAUUAAUUUUAAAUUUUCAAUAUUUUUACGAAUGAAAUUUUAUUCUUAAAAUAAAAAAAUGUAUGUUUAACGAUUUAAUUACACUUGAAGUCAUAGAUUUUUAAGGAAAGAAACCACUGUAAGCUAAAGAUUCAACUCAAAGAUGAUGAAAAGUCGUAAAAUAAAUGAUUUUAAGUCUUAUAAGU